AAAAGAUGGUGUCAGAGAAAGAGACAGCGACAAUCCGCAGGUUUGUGCGUGGUGAACUCCGCGAUGAGCCAGACUUAAGCACACUGACCUUAGGAAUUCUAAAAAAACGAUAUUUAGCACGGGUGGGCCGUGAAUCAUUAAGUCCAGAGGCCAGAAAUUACAUGAAACAGGCGGUUGAAGAGGAACUGAUGAAAAUGCAGGACGAUGACGAAAACGGAGAGGAGCUAGAGACCAAGAAGCCCCAGAACAAAAGGAAGAGAGAAGAGGAAAAUGAUGAGGUGAUAAAUGAGAGAGAAGAUCCAAGGGCAAAGAAAUCCCGCUGUCUGUCAAGUUCAUCAUCAGAAUCGGAGGAUAAAGAGGGCUACGAAUCAGAAAGUGAGGAGAGUGAUGAGGAAGACCAAAUGAAAUCUGGAUCUGAGGAUGCAGAGCGAGAGGUGAAAAGAUCACAGCACAAGACAAAUGGGAACCAUAAACAGCAGAUGGACAGUGAAGACUCUACAGAUGAGGAAAUGAAUGAGCCAGAAAAAAAAGGGAAUAAGAGUAAAUCUGGUGACAGUCCAAAAGAUAUGGUGAAAAAGAAAGUGAACGCUACAAAGAAUGGAGAGAAAAAAAGCAGCCGUACAAGUCCAGAAAGGAAAGCGGCACAGAGUGAUGGAGAGAACGAAACUGACACAGACAACAAGUCAGUAAGGAGUGAAAAAAUCAACGGUGAUGAGUCCUCAGAUGACAGUGAAAAAGAAGAAAAAGUUUCAGUAGAGAAGAAAAAUAAGGACACAGACUCGGAUUCAUCAUCACUCCCCUCUUUGGAGGAUGACAAGGCUAGUGGGACAGAAGAUAAUCAAGAUAUUAAAAAAAAGAAAACCAUGAAAAAAGUAGAGAGCACCAGAGGUCAAAAGAAUGACGACAAAGCAAUUGUGAGGCUCAAACGCUACAUUGCUGUCUGUGGUGCAAGGCAAAAUUACAAGAAGCUCCUUGAUGGCUGUCACUCUGUUCACUCCAUGGUGGCUGUUCUGAAUAAGACGCUUGAAGAUCUUGGUGUCCGUGGUCAGCCAACUAUUAAGAAAUGCAAAAAAGUCCGAAUAAAAAGAGAACAGGCUCAGGAACUAGCUGGCCUUGAUGUCAGCAACAUCAUUUCCACACAAGGUCGUCCUAAACGCAGAGGAGCGUGGCAGGCGAAACAUGACCCUCCAUCCUCUACAUAUCUGCGCACUCUGAACUCUGGCUCAGACAGUGAAGAGGAAAAUGAUACACACAGAGGACGCAGAAGAGGAACAGACUGGGCCAACCUGCAGGGGGUCAUCAGUGAUGAUGCAGAAAGUGACUGACAGGGACAGUUCCUCUUCAAGUCUGGACAUUGGACAUUACUUUUUCACUGUACCAACUGGGUUUUGGUCUUUACAAAUAAUUUUUACUUUUAAUGUCUACUUUUGGCAAAAUUAAUAAUAAUAAUAACUAUUGAUAAUGUAGAUGGGGCUUGAAUGAAUGACCAGUUUUUGCAGAAUAAUAAUAGU
Molecule: messenger RNA, 1511 nt
Organism: Seriola dumerili (greater amberjack)
Lineage: Eukaryota; Metazoa; Chordata; Actinopteri; Carangiformes; Carangidae
Gene: hirip3
Product: HIRA interacting protein 3
Exons: 8
Coding region: 6-1325 (439 amino acids)
Cellular component (GO): nucleus
Source: RefSeq, a predicted model, not a curated record